Messenger RNA from Monosiga brevicollis MX1, 1023 nucleotides. RefSeq lists its product as uncharacterized. The record is from RefSeq and is a predicted model, not a curated record. Gene Ontology annotation, biological process: protein phosphorylation. The transcript is spliced from 11 exons. The annotation marks the transcript as partial. NCBI's taxonomy places the organism in Eukaryota, Choanoflagellata, Craspedida, Salpingoecidae. Gene Ontology annotation, molecular function: ATP binding; protein serine/threonine kinase activity.
AUGGCCCAGAGCUAUCGCGAUGAUCCCUCAGCUCUGGCAAUCUCCCGCCGCGUGUCCGUCGAAGACUUUGAACUACUCAAAGUCAUUGGCCAGGGUGGCUUUGGCAAGGUCUUUCAAGUGCGCAAGCGCAGUGGCAAAGGCAAAGCCGAAAUCUUUGCCAUGAAGGUCCUCAAGAAGGCCACCAUUGUUCGCAGCACCAAGGACAUUACCCACACUCGUGCCGAGCGUAACAUCCUCCAGCUGGUCCGAUCACCAUUCAUCGUGGACCUCAAGUACGCCUUUCAAACCAAUGGCAAGCUCUACCUCAUCAUGGACUACCUCAGUGGUGGCGAGCUCUUUACCUACCUCGACAAAGAGGGCAUGUUUCUGGAAAAACAGGCGCGUUUCUACGCCGCUGAGCUGGUUUUGGCCAUUGAGCACCUGCAUGGCCUUGGCAUUAUCUACCGCGACCUCAAGCCUGAGAACAUCAUGCUGGACUCCUCGGGCCACGUGGUGCUCACAGACUUUGGCCUCUGCAAGGAAAAGGUCGAGGACGAUAGCACGCGAGCCAUGACUUUUGCUGGCACCAUCGACUACAUGGCCCCGGAGAUUAUUAGUCGUGAAGGACACAACAAGGCUGUCGAUUGGUGGUCCCUUGGAGCGCUGACCUUUGACAUGCUCACCGGACAGCCUCCGUUCUCAGCUGGAAACCGCAAGAAAACUAUGGAUCGCAUCUUGCGUGCCAAGCCCAACUUCCCCCCCUUUAUCACGCCUUACGCCAAGGAUAUUUUGCGCAAGCUACUCAAGCGCAAGCCAUCUGAACGAUUGUCCUCUGCCGCUGAGAUCAAGGCCCAUCGCUUUUUCCGGGACGUCGACUGGCAAGUGGCCCUGGAUCGUCGGUUGGAACCACCUUUUAUUCCUUCAGUGAACACGGCCUUGGACACGAGCAACUUUGAUCCACAGUUUACCGAUCUGCCACCUUCGGACUCGCCGGUUGAUCCGCUGACGCCCAGCGCCGCCAAUCUCUUUGAAGGCUUUACCUAC